Molecule: messenger RNA, 1146 nt
Organism: Letharia columbiana
Lineage: Eukaryota; Fungi; Ascomycota; Lecanoromycetes; Lecanorales; Parmeliaceae
Exons: 3
Coding region: 1-1146 (381 amino acids)
Biological process (GO): DNA repair
Cellular component (GO): nucleus
Source: RefSeq, a predicted model, not a curated record
AUGCCUAUCAUCAAUCGCAAACGCCGGACUCAAGCAGAAGCCGAACCCUCACCUCCCCCAACGCGUCGCAGGCGGUCGCCCUCCGCUUCCGAUGCCUCUUCAGUUGACGAGGAAGUCGAUGGCGAUGAUACGCAAGGAGGAAGCAGCAAUGAUCAGAUGGUGAAGAAACUCGUGAGGCUGGCGCUGGCGAGCGAGUAUUCGAGGAUACCGAUCCGAAGAGCGGAAAUCAGUGCCAAAGUCAUGGCACCGAAUACGGGGCGUCAAUUCAAGCAUGUGUUCACGGAAGCCCAGGAGCAGCUGCACUCUGUGUUCGGCAUGGAAUUGACCGAGCUACCUGUGAAGGAGAAGGUCACCAUCAGUCAGAAGAGAGCUGCACAGCGCUCCGGGACUCAAGGAUCGAACCCGUCGAAAGCGUACAUCUUGACGUCCACCCUCCCUGCGCGAUACCGAAAACCUGGCGUUCUCCAACCUCCGAAAAUUCCCUCUACAGGAGCCGAAGCAUCCUACGUUGGCCUUACGACCUUCAUACUCGCUCUCAUAUACCUUUCCGCCUCACAGACAAUCUCUGAAUCUCGACUUGAGAAACACUUGAAACGUAUGAACGCGGACAACUACGUUCUGGCUGGUGAGAAGACGGAGAAAGUCCUGAAGCGGAUGGAAAGAGAGAACUACAUCGUAAAAGUGCGGGAACGGGAUGGAGGUGGUGAAGAGAGUGUGGAGUACAUUAUUGGGCCAAGGGGGAAGGUGGAAGUCGGUGAAAGAGGCGUUGCUGGGCUGGUGAGAGACGUCUACGGGAAGAAGGAUGCUGAGGCGGAUGAGCUGGAGCGGAGGCUUGUGAGGAGUCUAGGAGAGGUAGUCAUUGAGAAGAAGAGUACGAGGAAUGGCGGGGAGGAGAGAGAUAUGGAGGGAGAAAAGGAAAACGAAGGCGACGAGGUUGAAGCGGGGGCACAGGAGGCCGAGGAAGACGAGGAGCAGCAGCAGCAGGCUAAAGGCAGGAAAGGACGGAAGAAGCAGACCCCAAUGCAGACAAGACGAUCUUCAGGGCGGAACAAGAAGCGGGCAAGACAUGAAGAGGAGGAGGACGAGGAGGAAGAAGAGGAAGAGGACGGAGAAGGAGGUGAAGACACAGAGGAGAGCGACGAGUGA